AUGACCCAUUGCCAAGAGAGCAUCGGUGGAAAAACCCAUUUGCGUUAUUUCUUUUCUUUAACAGUGAGGUUCAUCACCAAGCGAUUUAUCGGUGAUUAUGAUCCUACUUUAGAGAUGAUCUACAGGCACACAGCGGUUGUUGACGGAGAGAUGGUGCAUUUUGAAAUUCUUGACACAGCAGGACAGGAGGAAGAUUCUUUACAAAUCGAAGAGAAGAUUAAAUGGGGAGAUGGUUUUGCUGUAGUUUAUUCUGUCACUGACAGGUGCAGCUUUGAUGAGGUCAUGAGGCUGUGUUUCCUCAUCAACCACAUCCACUCCAGCCCAAAGCGGAGCAGUGGAAAUGGGGAACCGCCCGUGGUGAUUGUUGGGAAUAAGAAAGACCUGCAGUUUGAUCGGAUGGUAUCUUCUGAAGAUGGGGAAAACCUCUCCAAGGCCCUGAAGCACCCUUUCUAUGAGAUCUCCACCAGGGAUAGUUAUGAGGAGACGGUGACAGUUUUCAACACCUUGUACAAUGAGCUGAUGAAGCAAGGGCAUUUCUCUCCAGGGACCUUCAAGAGGCGAGCAGUCUCUAAACUCAUGGAAAAGAUCCCGAAGAUUCAUGCCAACUCAACCCUCACCUCGGGUGGCAGGAGUCUGAGCUUCAACUCGUUCAGAGACUACAUCCCAGAGUGAACUGUCACAGGGGCUGUUGUGCAAGUGGCAACAUGGCUCAGGCAGAGACCAGAUGGUGUUAGCAAGGAAGAGGCUGCAUAGCUGGUGACAUGGUGUGUCCAAGCCUGUGUAAUGCUAGGAGGCAUAUUUCCCCCACCAACCAUUUUUCAGUCAAGGAGGAUGACCCUUGGUUGAUAAUAACAUACAUGGUGCAGAAAUGUAUAAGAACAGUUGUUCAGGAUCAGGCCAAAGGUAUCCUGCCUGCCCAGUGAACAACCAGAUAUCUCUGGGUAUCCAAGCAGGGCAUAAACAUAAGUACCUUCCUUCCCCCACCCAGCAUGUGGUAUUCAGUGUCAUGCACUAGCCAUCAUGCCUAAUAGUAAAUGAUAGAAUCCGCUCCCUCAUGAAUUCACUUUGAAUCUUCCUAUCCUAGUAGCCACGCUCAUGUCCUGUGGUGGAGAAUUCCAAAUCUGAAGCUUCAUAUUUUUGCCUUUAGGAAUGAGAUUUAAAUCCUGCAUGGAGGCCAUCUGUGGAAACUUUUUUCAUGAAUGGCGUAUUUAUUUUUCUGUUAAGGCUGAGAAAGCCAAGAAAACAGAUCACCUUGAACUUGCAUGUCUAACUCUGUGUCAGGUUGAGUACUAGCAUUGCUUAUUAAGAUGUGAGGUCUACAAACAGCUGAUAAAGAUUUAUUCUCAGCUUCCUGGUUCUUGCCAGUAAGUUGCAGGUUCCUUCUCUCUGUUAACCCAACAUUUAAGCCUUUCCAUACUAGAUCUAUUCCACAGUUUCCACCAUUUUGGAUACGGUCAGGGCUAACCCAAGACAUUUGGUGUCUGAGGUAAAGGGCAAGACGGAAGCCCUCUCAUGCCACCAAUAGAAGCUGACCAGACCGGUUGUUAGCCUUGUUUCAGUGUUGCUGAUGGGUGGAAGCCUCCAUUUCAGCUGAAACCAGCACACUGCUUUACAGGGUGCAGAGCAAGCUGUUGGGAACAUAAAGCUCUGCCUUCCAGUGGAGCAGAAGGGCCAAGGGGCUGCUCUCAACGCUGAUCUACACCACUAAGUAUCUGUGACUUGAAGCAAUUGCCUCAUUCUCCCUAAGUGCACUCCAGUCUUAUUUAUCAAGACAUAAUAUGGCACUCUGAAAAUGGCUGCAUGGCUUGGGUAGGAGUGAGAAUUGUUUACAUGGCAUUACACAGUGACAUGCAGUUUCAUACCAGGAAGAAGGCAAUUGAUGCAAAGAAUCAGGAAGUUGUAUUCUCAAAGGCUUUCAGGAAGUUGUCGGACUCGUAGAGCUUCAGUGACCGGACCUUUCGACCAUCGAAAGCUUGCAAGUUGACCUCCUUGUUUUAGUGCAGCUGCCCCGCACGGAUGGAGGAAUUUCACUGGAAUGAGCAAGAUUCAGAUUGUUGACCUUUUCCUGGUGUGGGUGCCACUGAGGCAACACAGUCUUAAUGCCCUUCUUCUGUUUUCAGCAGAUUCCUCUUAAGUAGGAGCAUAUGAAGCUGCCUUUGAACAUUGUUCCAUCUUAAUCCUUCACUGUUGACUCUGACUGGCAGCAGCUCUCCAAUGUCUCAGUUUAAUUUCUUCUUCUCCAAAGGUUUUAUCUUUGUGUUUUUUCCCUGCCCCUUCCCUCGUUUUUGGUAAAUUAACUUGUGAAGCCAGGAAUUGAACCUGGAAACCUUCGGAGCACAAAGGGUGUGCUUCUCUGUAAAGCAGCAAUUCAGACUCUCUCUUUUCUAAGGCUUCAUCUUCCAAGCUCAUACACUCUGACAGAGGCUCUUCGUCACUUACCAUUUGGGAUGGAGUGACGCCUGGUUUGUCACGUGUUCUUCACGUGUUCCAAAUUGGCUUCCACGCUGCCUUCUAUGUCUGCUUGCCACCCACUGCCUUUAAAGGGUGGCUUGUUUGGCCUCUGUAUAGGCAACACAAAGGAACUCCUUGUGUGUCAAGUGGGCAGAUAUUUUACAUAUAUCUUGAGAGGAGUUCCAGAUUUCUGAGAAUAAUAAACAUAUCUGUUGGUGUUUCUCUUUUUCUUGAUCAAAUCCCAAGAAUUGUGCUUUGCUUAUUUUCCUGCAUGCCGUCUUGUAAAAGGAUCUGUAACCACUCGACAAACUGGAGAAGAUAGCUUUGUCUUGAAAUCUAUUUGGCUCUUUCACCAGAGAUAGACAUUAUUUGUUUGUUUGUUUGUUUAUUCUUCUUGCCUGGAAGCUGUGUAGCUUUAUAAUUACAUUUUGUAUUGUGAAAUGAUAUUAUAUUAUAGUCUGCCAACUGAAACCUGUAGGCAAGCAGAAAGAAUAUGCAUAAAUUGCGGGAAAAAUUAGCGAGAAGAAAGAAAGUACUGUACAAAACACCUCAGGCCAGAACAUGAUGUAGCUGCAUGUAUGAUGAUGACAUGGAGCCUUCGAUCAUGUCCUGUUCCUUUGGUAACAACCAAUUUGUUUCUCCAUAGUAGCUAUCCUCAUAUUUGGACUGAAGGUCCCAUCACCCCUGUUGACCACACUAGCUGGAGGAUGAUGGAGGUUGCAGUUCAACAUGUCUGGAGGGCAUCUAGAUAGGGGAGGUGACUUUUGCUAACCCAUAUACACGAGAUACUGUUAUUAUGCUGCAGGUUGCCCUCUUCCCCUUCUGCACCACUUCACUGCCAUGAACAUGUAUACAAACGUGUUUGCGAUGGGAUUGUGCCAUGCCUUUUGUGUGAUUACUCCUUUACAGUGAUGGAAGAGGAGGCCGAGAACACUGCUUUUGACUAUAAGUGUGAGGCUUUGUAAUAAUGUAUUCCAUCCCAAGAGUCUUAAUGACCCAGACAUUUUCCGGUUUCUCCCCUAAAACUGUUGCUUGUCACAACAUACCAGAUAUGACAUUAAGAUGGGAACAUGUCAAGCCCAUAGGUCAACCUUCCCCGAGUUGUUGCCCUGCAGAGGAGCUUGACUCCAGCCCCUCGCCCACCAGCAUGAUCCACAGAGGUGAGAAGAGUUUUUGUCCAAUCCAUCUGGAAGGUUCAGCGUUGGGAAAUGUUGCCACAGGUGAAUAUGUCUGGGCAAGGAAUUAUGAAAUCUGCAAGCCAAUGGUUGGUAGUGAUGAAACCCUGCAUUGGGCCCAAAGUAAGUAUGAAAAUUUAGUCAUGAUGAGUUUUCCAUGUUGAUUUUCAGUGAGACCUACUGUGACUGAUUUGCUCUGGCUUCAAUCUCUUUGUCUUUUCCUUCUCUGUGUGGGAUGAGAGCAUAAAAUGAACUGAAGUGCUGUCACAGAAUCCCUGCUUUAGCCACUAUUCCCCACUCCCCUGCUACUGAGUUUGUUGUCUGUUUACUGAUAUAUGCCAUCCAGUCACCUCCAAGUAAUGGCAACCUUAACAGGUUUUUCUAAAUAUGCAAAAUGGAGCAUAUAUGGAGCGACUUGCACACUAAAUCUAUUUAAAGCAAAAUGCCUCCUGUUAUUAUUGCCUCAGAUUAUUAUCUUUUGAUUUAUCAUUUGGCACUUUCAACUCAGUAACAUACCUCGUUUAAGGACCUCUGCCCGCCUAAUCUACAUUCUCCAAAAGUUAAUACAAUUCUACUAUACCUAUCGUAAGAGAAUAAACAAAUAUUUUAAGAAACAAACAGAAGUAGCUAAAAUGUCCCUUCUGUUUCUCUUUGAAAUAACCUAGUAGCAGUGUGCAGACCAUGGCUAUUUGUGGUCUAGGCUUUUUAAAUGGUUCAACUGUGCAGUAAAAAUGCUAUACAACUGGCUACUGUCUCUCUCUCCUCCCCCCUCCUCCCCAGCUUCCCAUUUGGAGGUUUUCAUCUUUGAGGAAAAAUUUUAAAGAAGUCAACUCUGAUUUAUAAUAUAAUUUUAUUUCCAGGACAGGAAUGAAGUUAUGGCAAAAUUUCUUUCUCUUUAGUAGCCAAUGGGAGUAUUCAGGAAUAUGAUAAUUUAAGGCCUGGUAGUAUCUGUGUUAUUUUUUCUUUCUUUUUUUGGUCAGAGAAGCCCAGAAAGCUAAUCCCUGUGAAAGCUGCUCUCUAAAACAUUUUUGCCAAAAGCUGUGGUAAAGCACAGAGUUCUUCUUUCCAGUACCCUUUAUUAAUGAAUUUAUGUUGAACUGUCAUAGACCAAGCACUUGCUGGGAACUGUAAAGGGACCUGAAGUGAGUAGAGAUUGGAUUUUCUACAGGGGGGCAUGAUGAUUCACAUAACAUCUUGUAAAAGAAUAAACUAACCCAGUCCUUCACAAUCACAUUUUAUAUUAUCUUCAUUCAGAUUUAUAGUGUCUCCUAAUCACUAAAUCUCACAUUAUCCCUGGGCAUUGAAAACAAUGGCUGCUGCAGCUUUCAGAAAUGCAUUUUAUUUUUUAAACAUGUUUACAAUAGUGUUUGAUGCAAUUUGCUUAUCAUGCAUAUUCCCCUCUGUUUUCAGCAGACAGAUCUCACAGAAGUCUUCUUAAUUUCUCUGAUGAUCAAAUUUCCAGGCUGUCUCUGCAAUAUACCCCAAGGACAUGAAUACUGAAGCCUGUAAAAUAGCUUUUGAAAUGCUGAUAAUCUCAUGUGCAAGAUUAAGCAGCAGCAAACUGCAGCACUGUUAGGUUCGUUUUUAACAGAGGAAGCCAAGUUUGUGAAUCACACAAAAUUAGUUUUUGAAGUUGAAGCUAUGUCAAUCUGUCCAAGCAUUUCAACAAGAGACACAAAGCAAAAACAAAAUACCUUGUAGCGUGUUAAAGACUAACUGCUAUAUUUCAAUGUAAGCUUUCGUAGAACAUGGCCGUCAGACAUAAGAGUCAGAACACAGAGAUUACACGGUAAUCUCAAAAUAUUCUAAGAACCCUGUGUCUCUUAUAUGCAGCUUUUAUCGACUUUAGAGCCGCCUUUGAUUCAAUCUCAAGGAAUAUUCUAUGGGCUAAAUUAAGAGGUUCUACUAUUGACAAACGCCUCUUAUUUUUGAUUAGAGCUCUACAUAAAAAUAUUACAAUACAAGUUAAAACCAACUCACAAGGCUAUUUUACAGCUCCUAUUAAGACUGAGAAAGGUGUAAAACAGGGAUGUAUACUGGCUCUGCUGUUAUUCAACCUUUAUAUAAAUGACCUAGCAACUCAAUUAAAUCUUCCGUAACAUCAUCCCCCUAAAUUGGCAAACAAACACAUUGCUAUCCUAUUGUAUGUGGACGAUGCUGUGCUUCUCUCAAAGACACUGAUGGGACUGAAGAGAAUGAUGCAGACACUUUCUAAAUAUUGCCAACAAACCUGAUUGUAGAUAAAUUAUGAUAAAACAAAGGUCAUAUCCUUUGCUAAUAGACCAAAGAGGCAUACCUGGUAUUUAAAUCAAGCUUGCAUUGAAAAGGUACAAUAAUACAAAUAUUUGGGUGUUAUUGUUCAGGCAAAUGGGAAGAAAAACUCACAUAUAAAGUAUGUUUCAUCUAAUGCACAAAAAAGUGCUAGUGCAGUACAAAAAUUCUUUUGGACCAAAGGGGGGCGAAAUGUGACAGCAGCCAUCCAACUAUUUAUGGCAAAAUCCUUUGCACAAUUGGCCUACGGUGCUGCUUUUAUUAUUGUAGCAAACAGAUCCACAAUGGAAAAACUUCAAACUAAAUUUUUAAAAGCCAUGCUAUUGCUGACAACCAAUGCAUCAAAUGCAAUGGUUCAUCUGGUAACAGGACUAGUAGCUAUAGAGGCUAGACUUUGGAUAUUUGUCUUGCCAUAUUGGUUAAAAUUGAACCACACUAACUCUGGGCUCUCCCAUUUGAUAUUAAAGGACAACUCUGUCUCCCCGUAGAUGGAACUGUUGGAGAACAAAUUGGGGUACUAUGGAUUCUCACAUCAGUAUCGCCCAAGCCAAAAGUCUGAUCAAACAAAGGAUCUUAGACAUAGAAAGGCAGCAUGAUCUGAAUAGCAUUAAAGCUCAUAUAAGCGAUAUCAUCAGUAUCAAUAGAAACACAUCAAUGCCUUACAUAACUUGAAAAUUCUGAAAGUAGAAGGGCAUUAAUGCUAAUCUGUAUGGACAUGUUGCCUUCUGCCAUCUUGGAGGGCAGAUAUAAGAAAAUUCCAUAUUUGAAUCGGCUGUGUGUAUGUGGGGAAGGAAGUACAGAGACCUUGGAGCGUGUACUCUUGGACUACAAAAUUUACAAACAGAUCCAGGAAGGCUACAUCAAUCCAAUUAUUUUGGACAGGGAUGGAGGUGGCAGGAAGGGCUUCUAUCUAGAAGAUAGAAAUAAGGCAACAACUUUCAAUGUGGCCAAAUUCGGCUGGCUAGCCAUCA
Messenger RNA from Pogona vitticeps (central bearded dragon), 6868 nucleotides. Lineage: Eukaryota; Metazoa; Chordata; Lepidosauria; Squamata; Agamidae. The record is from RefSeq and is a predicted model, not a curated record.